Messenger RNA from Hevea brasiliensis (rubber tree), 738 nucleotides. RefSeq names its product histone H2B. The transcript has a single exon. The record is from RefSeq and is a predicted model, not a curated record. Gene Ontology annotation, molecular function: DNA binding; protein heterodimerization activity; structural constituent of chromatin. Lineage: Eukaryota; Viridiplantae; Streptophyta; Magnoliopsida; Malpighiales; Euphorbiaceae. Gene Ontology annotation, biological process: nucleosome assembly. Gene Ontology annotation, cellular component: nucleosome. The coding region runs from base 196 to 615 and encodes 139 amino acids.
AUUGUUCAACGAUUUAGAUCAAAGCCAGCUCACUAAUCCGCGUGAAAACUUAAUCAUCCAAUCAUAACUAACCUCUCUUAUCUAUAUAAUGAAUCUCCUUGGGCCUCUUUGGGUACCUGACGAGCCGAACAAACAGAAAAUCCAUUGAUUUCCUUUUUUCUUAUUCGCUCAAUCUAGAAUUCUCUUUGAUUAGAAAUGGCGCCCAAGGCGGAGAAGAAGCCGGCGGAGAAGAAGCCAGUUGCCGAGAAAUCUCCAGCCUCGGCUGAGAAGAGACCAAAGGCGGAGAAGAAGAUCUCGAAAGAAGGCGGAGAAAAGAAGAAGAAGAAGAUAAAGAAGAGCAGUGAGACAUACAAGAUCUAUAUUUUCAAGGUGUUAAAGCAGGUUCAUCCUGAUAUCGGGAUCUCGAGCAAGGCCAUGGGGAUCAUGAAUAGUUUUAUUAAUGAUAUUUUCGAGAAGCUUGCUCAAGAGGCAUCAAGAUUGGCCAGAUAUAACAAGAAGCCGACGAUCACGUCCAGGGAGAUUCAGACAGCCGUCCGAUUGGUGCUUCCCGGAGAACUUGCAAAGCAUGCCGUAUCUGAGGGGACAAAAGCAGUUACCAAAUUUACCAGUUCUUGAAUUGAUUGUUGAGAAAUCUGAUCCGAUUAUUGACAUGGGAAUUUUAGGUUAUUGUUUUUGAUAUUCAUGUGACGUUAGUUGAUUGUAAACUUUAAUUAAACACAAUAUUUAGAUUUUUAGGUA